UCCCGCCUGGGGUCGCGAGGGGAGUGCGGACGGAGCGGCCAUUUGGCCUGAGGAGGUCCUUCGCCUUCUCUCUGUGUGCUCCACUCGCAGCCUCCCUCAUGGAGACCACCGCCUCGGCCUCCGCCGCCCCUGCGGGCCCCUCUGCGGGGCCCUUCCCGGCUCUCUUCCCUCCAGGGCUGCACGGCAUCUACGGGGAAUGCCGGCGGCUGUACCCCGAGCAGCCCAACCCCCUGCAGGUCACCGCCAUCCUGAAAUACUGGUUAGGUGGACCAGAUCCUCUGGACUACGUCAGUAUGUAUAGAAACUUAGGGAGUCCUACCCAAAAUGUUCCUGAGCAUUGGCACUAUGUAAGCUUUGGAUUAAGUGAUCUCUAUGGCGAUAACAGAGUGCACGAAUUUACUGGACCAGAUGGCCCAAGCGGCUUUGGAUUUGAACUGACAUUCCGACUUAAACGUGAAACUGGGGAAUCUGCACCACCCACAUGGCCAGCAGAGUUGAUGCAAGGUUUAGCCAGAUAUGUCUUCCAAUCAGAAAAUACAUUUUGUAGCGGUGAUCAUGUAUCAUGGCAUAGUCCAUUGGACAAUAGUGAGUCUAGGAUCCAGCAUAUGCUGCUAACUGAAGAUCCCCAAAUGCAGCCAGUUCAGACACCAUUUGGGAUUGUUACAUUUCUUCAGAUUGUUGGGGUCUGCACAGAGGAACUCCAUGCAGCACAACAGUGGAAUGGACAGGGUAUAUUAGAACUGUUGCGGACAGUGCCUGUAGCUGGAGGCCCAUGGUUAAUAACAGACAUGAGACGUGGAGAGACUAUAUUUGAAAUAGAUCCACACCUGCAACAGGAUAGAGUUGAUAAAGGGAUUGAGACAGACGGCUCAAACCUGAGUGGUGUCAGUGCUAAAUGUGCCUGGGAUGACCUCAGCCGUCCACCAGAAGAUGAUGAAGACAGUCGGAGUAUCUGCAUUGGCACACAUCCCCGGCGAUUGUCAGGAAAAGAUACAGAGCAAAUCCGAGAGACUCUGCGAAGGGGGCUCGAAAUUAACAGUAAGCCUAUUCUGCCUCCAAUUAACACUCAGAGACAGAAUGGGCUGAACAAUGACAGAGCACCAAGUCGCAAGGACAGUCUAGAAAGUGAAAGUUCUACAGCAAUUAUUCCACAUGAGCUGAUUCGCACAAGGCAGCUUGAGAGUGUGCACCUAAAAUUUAACCAGGAGUCAGGAGCGUUAAUUCCACUUUGUUUAAGAGGCAGAUUGUUACAUGGACGGCACUUUACAUACAAAAGUAUUACAGGGGACACAGCAAUCACUUUUGUAUCAACAGGAGUUGAAGGGGCCUUUGCUACUGAGGAGCAUCCCUAUGCAGCACAUGGACCCUGGUUACAAAUCCUGCUGACUGAAGAGUUUGUGGAAAGAAUGCUGGAAGACUUAGAAGACCUGAAUUCCCCAGAGGAGUUCAAACUUCCAAAGGAAUAUAGUUGGCCUGAAAAGAAACUGAAAGUUUCCAUCUUGCCUGACGCUGUAUUUGACAACCCACUCCAUUAAAGCCAACUGACACAGGCAAGCAACAACUUAACUUUAUGCUGCCCAGUGACACAUGGGAUAAUUUAGUACAGUGAAAGCUCUUCCUGGAAAUGAGAAAUGUUGCUGCAUAACCACUGCAAGCAGAGGAGGAGUUACCUAACAGUAGUCCAGCCAGAACUGAACUCUUCUGGGUGUACCUGGCUUUCUCCUUUUGCAUCUUGGCUGAACUCUGAAUACCCUGAAUAAGAAUGAGUGUGAGAGUGAGACAAAGAGAAGUAAUUAACUAUGAAUAGUAGUUGUAAGAAUUCUUGCCCUAUUUUAACUGGCUCCAGAACUCCCUGCUGCUUUAGAUCAGGAUUUAUGUGUCUUGUCUGCCUUUGUUUAAUCACACAUUUUUCAGGUGUAAACACAUAAUCUACUAAUUAGAUGUGUUUUCUAUAACUUCAAAAUUCUUUUGUUAUCCAAGCUUCCCCAUUGUAACUCCCCUUUCUAUUGGAAAGGCUAUGAUCACCACCACCACCCAGGUACACACAUGCACAUUUAAACUGAGGUCAUGAUGAUCACUUAUGAGAGACGAAUUUGCAAGGGAAUUAUAGUCUCAUUGGCUCUAGGCACAUCAGAAUAGUCUAUUGACCUUCCAGCCCAGAUAAUGCAAGUACCUUGACUGUCAUUUUAGAUGUUAGGACUGGAAUUCUGAAGCCUGAUUACAUGCUAUUUAAAAGGACAUCUCACUUAAUGUCCCUAAUGAAGAGAGAAAGUACAGAGCAUACAACUUUGAUCCUAUUUGGGAAUAGUACAGCCCUAAAACAGAAGUUCCUUGGAACCCAAGUAUGUGGAUAUUUACUUGAAAGGAAUGAAUCCAGUGGGUUUUACUAGCCAGAUAGUGUGAUUUAGAUUGCAGCUUUAAAAUUCUCUCACUCUGUCUUGAGGCAAUAGACCAAAACAACCCAGGCAUCUUCAGUGAUAAGCUCAACAUAAACAACCUCUUGCUUGAUGUCUAGUAAAAGGGGCAAGUAAGAGAGCAAAUAAGAAUUAAAGGGUAUUCUCCUUGGAUGCAGGAAACUACUGAAUUGGUUGGUGGUUUGUUUGACUUAUUUUCUAUCUAGGUAGAAUCACCUCUUUUUGUUAAAAUUCCUGAUACUGCCUCUUUCUUGCAGCCUUUUUGCCAAACUUCCUUGUUUCAGAUUGCAGAGAACUCAAUAGGAAGUGGUUCAUGAGCUGAGAGAUACCUGUUCUGUCUUUAAAUCAGCUUAGAAAAUUCAUCUUUCCACAUUGCUGCUUGGAGUCAUAUUUAGACUUUUUAUUUAUGUUUGAGGAAGGUCUUGAAUUUAUUCUAAUAGAUACUGAGUCAGCCCAUUCCAUAGUGCCUUGGAAAUUAUGCGCUAUGUAGUUCUGCAAAUGGAAGAUCAAGAUUUACAGCCUAAUUUUGUGAAAGGUAUACUACAUUUCUUACAAAAUGUGACAUUGUGCUAUAGUUGGUUGGACUAACUUCUAAGGACAGGAAAGAAAUGGCAUCUCCCUAGUUCACCAAAAAAUGAAAUUGAUCACUGCUAAAGCAGAAAUCUACAUCUUGAAACUAACUUCUGUAUAAAUAUUCAUUUGUGAAGUAAGCAUAUUUAUUCUCUUCCCUCCUUGUCCACAAAGACAUUCUUCUUCAGCCACAUUGACAUUCUAAAUACCAUGUCUUCUAGGCAAAUCAAGUUUGAUUUUAUUUUCUCAAGAAACAUUAUAAAAGGUGAGGGGAAUCAUGCAGAAAAAGAUUUUUUUUCCAGCAUUGGUCUUCCAGAUCCAUAGUUAUGAGCAAGAUGGCGGGACUUCUGAUACCUUUUUAAAAAAUAAAUAAAAAAUAGGCAAGUUCAUUCCAAACUUCACAUGUUCUGCUGUCCUUAUUUGAAACUUAAAAUCUGGAUCACAUUCUUGUUGAUUAAAAUAAAAAUGUAAUCAUUUCCAUGAAGGUUCUCCAUAAUUGCCAUACAUACUUCUAUAAUGAGCAGACAUGUGAUGAUGCUUUGAAUACAGAGAUUGAUUAUUUGUGGAGGGGGGCAUGAUAUAGCCAAUGUGUGUGAUGUAAGCUCAGCCUGUAGAUCCCAUAUGGCCCAACUCUUUUUUGUAGCCUCUAGGAUACCUAAAAAUGUCUGGAAGACCCCCUUCCCCAUUUAAUUUUUUCAUGUAAAAACAAAAAUCACUUGAAAAUUGUCCAAAUCACCACAAGCAUACAUCCACAUGCAGAACUUUUUUGCAAGACAAAAAUUGGACAAAAAUAAAACUAAAGCAAAACUGGAAGUUACUUGUGGUUUUACUUUGGCUUUAUGUUUGCCAUCAGGCUGGCCCAUCAGGGGGAACAGGUGUGAAAAUUCAUCCCUAGCUCAAAGGAAAUGUUUUGUAUUGAGUACAGUUCCUGUAAAAUCUUUGGAGUCUCACUAUUCAUGUUAUGAUCUGGGGAUAGCAUAUACAGGGGUACCCCGGGUUACGAAAUUAAUUCGUUCCGCCGCCGCUUUCGUAACCCGAAAAUCUUCGUAAGGCGAAAAAACCAUAGGCGCUAAUGGGGAAA
This is a messenger RNA of Sceloporus undulatus (fence lizard), 4065 nucleotides long. RefSeq names its product SUFU negative regulator of hedgehog signaling (gene SUFU). Lineage: Eukaryota; Metazoa; Chordata; Lepidosauria; Squamata; Phrynosomatidae. Gene Ontology annotation, cellular component: cytoplasm; nucleus. Bases 99 to 1535 code for a protein of 478 amino acids. The transcript has 12 exons. The record is from RefSeq and is a predicted model, not a curated record. Gene Ontology annotation, molecular function: transcription factor binding.